GUGACAAAUCCGUUUCAUCCAGCCAAUCAGCUCCAACGUUCAACUAUAGCCUAUGUUCUGUCCAAUCACAAGCGACGUUGUUGGAAAGCCCUGUGUUGACGGCGGAGAAGGUGACUCUCCGUCGAUAGCCGUAGCAGAACACAAAAAUAGCGACAUUUAAGCCCAAAAUAUCGGCGUUAACUGAAUAACCGACCAUGUCUUCGAUUGUAAGGGCACUGGGGGCUCUACGGAACAACUUCCAGCAGAUCAGAAUUACUCGUCCACACAUCGAGGCACAGUACAGACAGUUUCCUCAACUGACCAAGCGGCAGCUAUUUCAGUCUGAACUCAUCAGCGGUACCAUGUGGUUCUGGAUCCUUUGGAAUUUCUGGAAAAGUCCUGAGGAAGUGCUGGGUCACUUCCCUUAUCCUGACAUUUCCAAAUGGACGGAUGAGGAGCUCGGAAUCCCACCAGAUGAUGAGGAAUAAGAUGAUGGAUUCACGCAGUCUGCACAUUGUGCUGCCGGUGGCUGUUUGUACAUAGGCUAAUAAAAUUCUAAAAAUCAGUGAAGUGUUUUGUUUGGUUAUAAAACUGAAGCAGCUCACAAGUCUUAUUUCACUGAAUUUUAUUUACACGCAAUUUUUUUUUCUUUGAAAUGCUGAAACAAGACUCAUUAAACAGUGUCACAGUUAGCCAGUGUUUGUAUAUUUUAAAUCAUAAGCCUAUUAAAUCAGAACCAAAAA
This is a messenger RNA of Cynoglossus semilaevis (tongue sole), 722 nucleotides long. It is a transcript of the gene ndufb2, whose product is annotated as NADH:ubiquinone oxidoreductase subunit B2. Gene Ontology annotation, cellular component: respiratory chain complex I; mitochondrial inner membrane. The record is from RefSeq and is a predicted model, not a curated record. Bases 195 to 467 code for a protein of 90 amino acids. Lineage: Eukaryota; Metazoa; Chordata; Actinopteri; Pleuronectiformes; Cynoglossidae. The transcript has 4 exons. Gene Ontology annotation, biological process: mitochondrial respiratory chain complex I assembly.